Fusarium verticillioides 7600 is the source of this 846-nucleotide messenger RNA. RefSeq lists its product as hypothetical. The transcript has 3 exons. Lineage: Eukaryota; Fungi; Ascomycota; Sordariomycetes; Hypocreales; Nectriaceae. Gene Ontology annotation, cellular component: plasma membrane; fungal-type vacuole. Bases 1 to 846 code for a protein of 281 amino acids. The record is from RefSeq and is a predicted model, not a curated record.
AUGAACACAACUACACCACUACGGAACGGCAUCGCAGCCAUAGAUUUCUCGCCGGUUCUGGCCCCAAAUGCAAUCUUUCUCUCUUUCUACUCAAUUUCUCUUCCUCUGCAUGUUCUCAUUGCCAUUCGCUUCUGGCGUUUCUAUGGGUACUCCAUUGGGAUGAUCUGUGGCAUUCUAUUGGAACUUAUUGGUUAUUGUGGAAAAGUUCAGCUCUCACAUAAUCGAGACAACAAGAACGGGUACAUCAUGUAUAUCAUUGGCCUCACACUUGGUCCGACUUUUCUAUCCUCUGCCCUCUAUCUCAACAUCAGCACACUACAGCAACGUUACUCAUCAUCUCGGUUCACUCGCAUCAGCCCUCGCCUCUUUGCAUCUCUAUUUAUUCUUGGCGAUUUCAUAUGCCUUUGCUUCAUAGGAUGUGGCGGCUCUCUUGCGGCUAUCUUCGCAGAGAAUCCAAUCGGCGUGGACCUCAUGAUCACCGGCUUAGCUGUUCAGGUCCUGUUCACAGCCAUCUUUUGUCUCGCACUUUGGGUCAUUUGCCGCCGCUCUUGGCUUGAAAUACGUCAGGAGAAGAGGUAUCUUUACGUGAUAGGUCUAGCGAUAGCCUCCGCCUGUCUCUUUGUCCGCUCAUGCUGGCGAUGUGCAGAGCUAAGCGAGGGUUUCAACGGCCCCCUCGCGUCCAUGGAAGGCGUGUUCUUUGCACUGGACAGCAUACCGAUGGUAGUCAUGACCGUCACCCUGACCAUCUUUCACCCUGAGUUGUGGCUGGGUGCCCGCAAAUCCAACUCAGGAAAGCCUAUUUGUGUCGAGAACUAUACUAUGUCGUAUGUGCAGACAAAGGGUUGA